UUACCACAGUGAUUAACCGCGCGAGCACAGACACAUGCGCGCUCUCGUCCGGCGGCUGCAGCGGAAGGUUUUCUCUGAGGCGCGCGCACCGGUGUGAUGGCGACCGCACGUCUCCGGUAUUCUCCGCAUCUGUCCAUCGAUUGUGAAUAAAUAAGCGAUAUAAAUCAGACAUGGCAGGCCAUCAGGGAUCAGUGUUCCUCCGCUACUCCUUCCCGGUUCUGCUGCUUCUAAGCAGAGCUUUACCGAACCGGACCAGCAGCAUCCGUGAUGCCCAAUACAGUAAUAAUGACACCAAUAAAGACUCCAAGCGGAUACCAAAGCUACAGGACAACAGCACUACUGUAAGAUGGUGGCGUGUUUUGGGUGAAGUGGGGCCGCUGUGUGCAUACCGCAUUCUUGAGGAAGGUGACCCGGGGCGUUUGUGUUUCCGGUAUACGCGACCGGACUUCCGGUGCACCGGCGCUACCUGUCGACAGGUGAGCUCACCUGACCGGCAGCUAACGGCGAAUAUCCUGUCCAACGGAAGUGUGUUCGUUCAGUGGACGGCUCAGGCUAGCCCCGCUCACGGGCCUGCGGGCGGCUUCCGGCUCAGUUGCUGGUGGAACGGCAGCUACACGCAGUUCGAAUGCGCCGGCGUGCAUUUAGGCAGCAGCUGCCGCGAUUAUUUACUCACCGAGCUGCACGCUAACGUGCCGUAUCGCCUCUGCGUGCGGCCCUACGCCCUCGACCGGGCCGAAGCCUGCGUGGAGUUCAGCCUCGAGCCCAGCGGGAUGCAGGACAUCGUUAUCGCCAUGACAACAGUGGGCGGAGCCAUCUGUGUGAUGCUGGUCAUCAUUUGCCUGCUGGUGGCGUACAUCACCGAAAAUAUCAUGAACCCGACGGCACAGCACACGCUCACGGCGCAGCACUCGCACAGAUCGCACCUGCACACACACCUGUGAAGAGAAACAUCGUUAUCGUCGUCGCGCAAACACACACCUUACAGCUCAGGAUCGGAAACGAAGUGCAGAAUUCAUGUAGAAAGAGACGCAGUUCCACAGAGCUCUACUUACACACAGGCUGUGUUCGGAAUGGAGGACUUACCUACUAUUGACUGAGUAAUGUGCGGUAUACACCGCUAACUGUGUACGUUUAUUCUUAAAUAGUACGCAAUAGUACACCGUCCACCCAGCUAAUAAAUUUAUGUCCAAAAAAAGGUUGUGGGAACAGUGAUCUGCAACGUUUCUAAUGUGUUAAA
Rhinichthys klamathensis goyatoka is the source of this 1237-nucleotide messenger RNA. RefSeq names its product fibronectin type III domain containing 10 (gene fndc10). The record is from RefSeq and is a predicted model, not a curated record. The coding region runs from base 171 to 941 and encodes 256 amino acids. The transcript is spliced from 2 exons. Lineage: Eukaryota; Metazoa; Chordata; Actinopteri; Cypriniformes; Leuciscidae. Gene Ontology annotation, molecular function: protein binding.